Molecule: messenger RNA, 993 nt
Organism: Humulus lupulus (European hop)
Lineage: Eukaryota; Viridiplantae; Streptophyta; Magnoliopsida; Rosales; Cannabaceae
Exons: 5
Coding region: 281-742 (153 amino acids)
Source: RefSeq, a predicted model, not a curated record
GUAUCUCUUUCUCAAUCUCUUCAAUAUUUUAGUUUAUAUUAUUCUCAAUAAUUUUAUAAAACUAAUAAAAUUCUUUUGGUGUUAAAGAACUUCCUACUAAAAAAAACAAAGACAGCGGCUAACUUGAGCCACCGCCGCCAGCCGUCGAGACUAGCCGCUGCCGGCGACGUUCCGUUGGAAUUGAACCUUUUUUAUAGGAAAAGAAGAAAAAAAACAGUAACUAUUCAACAGUGCCCGUUUGUGGUUUCACACAUUCACUGCGCUGGUAGGAGCACAUACAAUGAUUAUGGUAGUAAGAAUGCUGAGCUUAUCUACAACAGUUCGAUUAGAAGCCACAAUUUUGAAUGAAGCCCCGCAACGUCAUCCAUGGCACACAAACCCUACACCUCGUCUUUCAUUGGCUAAGCCUUCUUGGGUCGUCCGUACUGAGUCAAAUGUUCAUAGAGAAGAAAAGAAAAAGCCAGAUCCACCUUGUGUGGUCUGCAUGGGGAGUGGAAGGACUGAGUGCCACACUUGUCGGGGAAGAGGGAGGACAAACUAUACAGACGUUGAGAUGCUUCCUGAGGGGGAAUGGCCAAAAUGGUGUGGGACUUGUGGCGGAAGUGGUCUCGGCUACUGUCCUCGAUGCCUCGGUACUGGAGAGUAUAGGUACGUAAUGGGAUUUCAGUUCAUGAAGAGGGAUGCCAAUUACACCCAAGAUCGCAACAAACGCCGCAGUGUAGCAGAUUUUUAUGAAGAAUAAUCCAUAUUUUUAAUUGAAAAAUUCAAAUCUACAUGUUUUAAAAUCUUGGUGACAUUAGCCAAAUUUUUUGUAUAGCUCAAAUGUGAUGUAGAAAGAACACCACCAUACUUGUUAGAGAGUAGAGAUUAGUGUUAAUCCGUAGAUAGCUCGGAGAAAUCUUUUGUUUUAGUUUCUUCCUAGUUUCAGAUAUUAUUUGUGUUGUAUCUUCUACAGUAUAACCUCAAUUAAUUAAUAACUUCAUUUAAAUUAUA